AUGAGAUUUUAUUUUCUGAAAACAUUUUAUAUUGUUGUCUUGCUUUCUUUGCUUGCCUCAGGAAGUACUGUGACAUUGAAAAACUCAAGCGAAAAUGGUGAAGCAAAUUGCAUAGAGAGGGAGAGGCAAGCACUCCUCAGCUUCAAAGAAGGUCUCAUAGAUGACUUUGGCAUGCUGUCCACUUGGACCAAUCAUCACAAUACUACAGAUUGCUGCAAAUGGAAACGCAUUCAAUGCAACCAUCGUACUGCUCAUGUAGUUCGGCUUGAUCUUCAUGGAAACAGCAAUUACUGGUUGAGAGGUGAAAUCAAUGUCACUUCAUUGAUCCGCUUGCAAUAUAUUGAACAUCUAGAUCUCAGCCAUAAUUUGUUUUUUGGGAUUUACAUCCCAGACUUCAUGGGCUUGGCCAACUUAAGAUACCUCGGUCUCUCCAAUUCUGACUUUGCGGGGAGGAUUCCUUCCAAAAUUGGUAAUCUUUCACAACUACGCUAUCUAAAUCUUAGGGACAAUUAUCUUUGGGGAGAAAUUCCUAUUCAAAUUGGGAAUCUCAAACUGUUACAGUAUCUCGAUCUUGGAGGCUUUUUUCUUUCCGGAAAAAUCCCAUCUCAAAUUGUGAAUCUCAGCAAGCUACAAUAUCUCAGUCUUGGAUGUAAUUAUGGAAGGAAUAUGGUACACAAUGUUUCAAAUUCUCUUUCCGGAGCAAUCCCUUUUCACAUUGGGAAUCUUCCAUUUUUGCAUACUCUUCGGCUGGGUGGCAAUUUUGAUAUAAAAUCUAAGGAUGCACAGUGGUUAUCUUCUCUCCAUUCCUUGACCGUUCUUGAACUCACUUCAUUGCAUAAUCUUGGCUCCUCUCGCCAGUGGCUACAAACUAUCAGUAAGAUCCUUCAAAACUUAAGGGAGCUGAGGCUAGUUGAUUGUAAUCUUGUAGAUAAUGAUAUUCAAUCUUUGUUUCACUCUCAUUCUUCCAACUACUCCCUUUCUCUUGCUCUUCUAGACCUCUCUUCUAAUAUGUUGACAUCAUCAACACUUCAACUCCUGUUUAACAUUAGCCUUCAUCUUCGAGAGCUUUAUCUUCCUCAAAAUAGUAUUUCUUUGUCACCUUCUCUGUGUCUAAAUUUUCCAUCUCUUAAGAUCCUUGACCUCUCUUAUGUUAGACUAGCAUCAUCAAUGUUUCUAGGUAAUUUUAAUAUCAGCUCCAAACUGCAAGAGCUUCAUCUACGAAGCAGCGGUCUUAUAGAUAGCAGUUUCCUUAUUUCAUCUACUUCCACAAUGAAUUCUUUGUCCUCUCUUCUCCACAUUGAUCUCUCCAAUAACUUGUUGAGAUCAUACUCUAUAUUUCACUGGCUUUCUAAUUUCACUACCAAUCUUCGUACACUUCACCUUGAUUAUAAUUUCUUGGAAGGUUCCAUUCCAGAUGAAUUUGGGAAAUCGAUGAACUCUCUUGAAUAUCUUUAUCUCUCUAAUAACAAACUACAAGGAAAGGUUCCAUCUUUAUUUGGGAGCAUGUGCAGGUUACAGUUAUUAGACCUCUCAUAUAACAAGUUGAAUGGUGAAUUUCCGUGCUUCAUUCAAAAUUCUUCAUGGUGCAGUAGACUCAUAUUUAUGUUAUUGGAGUUAUCUUAUAACUAAAUUAC
Vigna umbellata (rice bean) is the source of this 1634-nucleotide messenger RNA. The record is from RefSeq and is a predicted model, not a curated record. NCBI's taxonomy places the organism in Eukaryota, Viridiplantae, Streptophyta, Magnoliopsida, Fabales, Fabaceae.